Molecule: messenger RNA, 2572 nt
Organism: Ruditapes philippinarum (Manila clam)
Lineage: Eukaryota; Metazoa; Mollusca; Bivalvia; Venerida; Veneridae
Product: thiosulfate sulfurtransferase-like
Exons: 8
Coding region: 243-1109 (288 amino acids)
Biological process (GO): transsulfuration
Cellular component (GO): mitochondrion
Molecular function (GO): thiosulfate-cyanide sulfurtransferase activity
Source: RefSeq, a predicted model, not a curated record
UUAAAACAUUUACAGUACCCGUAUAGUGUUGAAAAAGUCUGAAAAGAAAAUAUAUUUUACUAGUGUAGUUUUAUUUUACAAUUUUAUAAACCUAACUUUAAUGAAGUAGUGCGUGUCGUAUGGUUAGUUAAUUAUCGGAUUUAGAUCUGUACAGCGUAGUGAACUAUAACAUAACACAAUAUUACAGGCAUAGAAAAAGGUGGCAGAGGUCGAGUGGACGUUUAAAGAAAUAGCAGAAGGGCAUGACUAUCUCUAGAACUGCAUUAGUUGUUUCAACAAACUGGCUUCGAGAACAGUUAGGCAAUAAUGCCAAAAAUCAGAUAUCCAAGAAACUACGAGUUCUCGACACAUCUUUCCUGAAGAACAAAGAAGUUGAUACAUACAGUACAUGCUAUCUACAGGAGCAUAUACCCCAAUCUGUAUAUUUUGGAUUGCACAACUGUGUAGAAAGCACACCAGAGCUUCCACGAAACUUGCCAGACCCGAAAUGUUUUUCACAAUAUGUGCAGACAUUAGGGAUUCAUCCUGACACACAUAUUGUGGCCUACGAUAGGUUCGGACCCACACCUGCCUUCCGUGCAUGGUGGUUGUUUAGGCUGUAUGGUCACAAAAAAGUUUCAGUGCUGGACGGAGGGCUACGGAAGUGGAUUGCAGACGGUUUUGAGACCACUCAAGAUUUGGUAACAGUUGAGCCUUCAGAGUUCGAAGCCUCGCUGGAUAAAUCUCUAAUACGUUCUUACGAUGACAUGGUUCGGAACACAGAAACAAAGAAAGAGCAAGUGCUGGACGCACGCUCCAAGGACGAUAAUACAGUUAUUAAUAAAGAGUUGGAUGGAGGAGUGAUACCGGGGGCAAAGCACAUUCCAUUUGAAGACCUCUUUAAUAGUGACGGGACAUUUAAAUCUGAAACUGAAAUAAAAACAAUGUUUGACAGUGCGGGUGUGAAUUUCGACGCGCCAAUGGUUGCCUCGUGUUUUACUGGUAUGACAGCUUGUGGUAUUGCUGCGGCCGCUUAUACCCUGGGAAAAGAUAUUCCAAUAUAUUAUGGUUCAUGGACAGAAUGGCGUCAGAGGGCACCGGAAGAGCUUAAACAUCGAUACAAGGUGUGAUUAUGAGUCUUCGCCGUCCAUCAAAUCUUCGCCGAUCAUCAAAUCUUCGCCGAUCUUCAAAUGAUUCCAAUCUUUGCCGAUCAUCAAAUCUUCGCCGAUCAUCAAAUCUUCGCCGAUCAUCAAAUCUUCGCCGAUCAUCAAAUCUUCGCCGAUCAUCAAAUGAUUCCAAUCUUCGCCGAUCAUCAAAUCUUCGCCGAUCAUCAAAUCUUCGCCGAUUAUAAAAUCUUCGCCGAUGAUCUACGAUUCUUUAAAUGAUAUUCACUUUAAAACUUUUGAUAAUUACUACUCAUGUAUUUCAUUUAAACCAUAUUUGUGUUCAUUUUGAAACAGAAGGAUUAAUACUCGUUUAUCUUUAUAUGGAUCAUUAAUUUACUUUUUUGUUGAGGUUUUGUUUUAAGGGUACAAUAUGCCUUACACCCGAAUAACUUUUUCCUUAUUUAGGUAGGGCACACAUGAGUUUUAUAACAUUUAGAUAAUGGUUUUAGAGCAUGAAAGAUGCUUAUCACCUGAAAAAAAGAGUAGAGCUGGACGUAGAAUCAUUUGUCUUAAAAGUAGCAAAAUGUAAACAAGGAAGUAGUUUGAUGAUAUUCAAUCACUUGUAUAUCUUUACUCCUUGACAAAAUGCAACAGAAGCAUUAGAUAGUUCAGGUAUUUGAUCAAUGAGUGUGUUUUUUGAAAGUAUAACAGGACACGAACAAUAAAAAGCUUUUGAAAACUGAAAAUAAAAGCUUUUAUGGGGCAUAAUGUGUCUUUAAUCUGAAAAUUUAUGAAGCAGUUGGUUUAUGAAUACUCAAUGAAUUGUUUUUCAGGAUAUAUUUUGUAUUAACAAUGCAGUUUUUAAUUGUUAAUUUCCUAUCACUAUGGUGAAUUAACAACCAUAAAUGUUUUUCCUUUGUGAUAUUCAAUUAUGUUUGUGCGUAACCUAUCCUCGGUGCAUUUGUGAUAUAUAUUUUUUAAAGUAUUGCGCGUGUGCGUGUAUGUAUGUACGCGCGUCUGUUUGUACGUGUGUGCGUAUGUGUACCCGUGGGCGGAAUAAUUUGGGAGUGAAGAAUUAGUCUUUCUAAAUUUAGAGAUACAAUGUAUUCAAUAAUUUUGUUUAUUUUUAUGACGUUAAUUUGUUUAAUUGACGAUGUCAUCACCAAUUUGAAAUAACAGCAUGUCAAAUAACAUCAUUUUACAUUUGCUAUAUGGCUGAAAAGGACCAGGGUGACGCCUUUUAAAUAGAGUAUGAAAUCUCGUGGAGUAAUGUAAUUUUGUUUUAGAAUUAUACUACAAAAGCUGACAUAUUUGUUAAGCCAAUGUGUUAGAAAAAGGUAAAAGGUCCACGGCUUGAGUGUUUUCAGCUCUGAUAUGUUAAAGUGUACAUGGCGUGGCAUAUACAUUUCUAUUAUUGUAUGUUAAAAUAGCCUCAAUAUGAAGACAUUCAGGUUUUAGACAGUCCUUUUUUCCAGUAGAAGUUUACA